Vigna angularis (adzuki bean) is the source of this 2843-nucleotide messenger RNA. Its product is annotated as glycine-rich domain-containing protein 2. The record is from RefSeq and is a predicted model, not a curated record. The coding region runs from base 309 to 2657 and encodes 782 amino acids. The transcript is spliced from 8 exons. NCBI's taxonomy places the organism in Eukaryota, Viridiplantae, Streptophyta, Magnoliopsida, Fabales, Fabaceae.
CCUUAACCUUGGGAGCAGAGUGUGAGUGAAUGAGGGAGGGGAUGGUCACACGUGUUCAAACAGGGACAGCUCAGAACUCAGUCUCACGGUCAUUCUUGUCUUCCUCAAUCAACUCCAUUUCUACUUACUCUCAUUCUCUUUGUUCCAAAUUCCGACAGCAAACAAGUCAACAACAACAACAUCGUCUUCAUCCAUUUCACCAGAUAUUAUUUACUCUCAUGAAAGACGCAACUAUGUUUCCCUCUCCACGCAACUCAAUCAUGCCUCUCACUAACUAAAAAACACUAUCAUACUCCUCCACCAAAACCAUGUCGGACAAUCUCCACGGUUCCGAAAUCUCGCCCAGCACCUCCUCCACAAGUCUCGGCGAGUUACCGGAAAUCGCCGCGAUACGGCUCGGGAUCGAUCUCGUGUCGGCGGCCAGGCGAAAUAUCGCCUUCUUGACGACCGUGGCCGAUUCGGUAUGGCUUCACCACACGUCCAUUAUGGUGGAGGCCAUAAGAAGGUACCAUGAUUUCUGGAUGCCGUUGAUUGCUGAUCUCACGCUUCCGGACUCUCCUCCUCCCGUAAUUCUUCCUGCGCUUGACGUCCAAUGGGUUUGGUUCUGUCACACUUUAAACCCCGUGAGUUACAGGGAGUACUGCGAGACGAGAUUCUCGAAGCUGAUAGGGAGGGCGGGAAUUUUCGACGAAGAGAACCGAGAGUACGCGUUGAUGCGAUGCAUUGAGAUUUGGAGCAGCAGAUACCCGUUGGAGUCGUUUGAGAACGAGGCGAGUUCGGAUUCGCAGGAUUCGGGUGGCGAGGUUGUUGGGGGGAGUUUGAAGGAGGGUGUGUUUAAGGAAGUUGAGAAGCAGAGGUUGUUGUUGUGCUCCAUGUUCGUUGAGCCGUACAGGUCUGAGGUUGUGUACUUGAUUGCCGCCAGACAGCGAUACAGGGCUUUCUUGUUUAUGCUGCAGAGGUUCGCGCAUGAGUUUUCUUCGCGUUUUGUUCCUGCUUCGGACAUCCUCUUAAUGUGGCUGACCCACCAGAGCUACCCAACAGUGUAUUUUGAUGAUUUGAAAGCAUUAGCCGUAGAAAAUGAUCUGCGGAAGGUGGUAACUUUGUCUGAAACCCCGAAGGAAAAGGAUUUUGAAGAAACCAAGAAAUUGUGGGAUAGGGCAUUCAAUCAACCUUAUGAGAAAGCAGGUGGGGAGCUGCCUUUCACAUUGGAAGGUGUUACCUCAAUUAAAUCCCCUGUCUAUUGGGAAGAAUCAAGCACAGAUGUCAAUACAAAAUACAGAUCCAUGCUUCCAAGAUUUUUACUUGAGGCCUGUGUGUUCGUGAGACUUAAGCAGAGAAUAAAAACAUUGCAGAAGGAUAUAAACCGUGAUUUCCUACGCCUCAGAAUAACAAGGUGUCAUAGUGAACUAAAGCUAGAUAAAGCCUUCUCCAAUUUCACCGAUGAUUCAUGGAAAAAAGCUUGGCACUUUUACUGUGAAUUUGGAACCAAGGGAGUUAUGCUUGAGUUUCGUCGUCAUGGUGGUAAAUGUCUGAGAGGAAGUAGCCUGCUGGACACGGUUUCAUUCGGCUGGAAUGAUUUAUUGAGAGCAGAUUCUUUAACUUUGGAAAAGGAAAUUAGUCAACAGGUGAAUGUUUUUACAUCAAUAACUCCACCAGUUCAAGCACCGUACUUGUUGAAAUGUGUACCUGAUCGAGUCACUGACGAUGCUGGGUCAAUGAUAUCUGAUGUCAUUCUGAAAAUGAGUAGUUAUCGUCCACAGGAAGGGCGAUGGUUGUCUCGCACGGUUCUUGAUCAUGCAGGGAGAGUGUGUUUUGUUGUUAGAAUUAGGGUAGCAGGAGGAUUUUGGAGAAGAGGGAUCGAAACUCCUUCAGCUGUUAAAUGGGAAGAUAGGAUUAUAGAGAUACGUGAGGGCUCUUGGUCUUAUGUUGCUGGUCCCAUUGGUAGAGCCCCUGAGAAGGUGGUGGCCACUGCAACGCCAAAGGAACCUACUGAACAAUGUAAAGCUGCAUGGAAGUUUUCAACUGGAGAUGAGCUAACAAUACAAUGGGAGUCAUCACAAUCAGUGUCAGGUCUCACCUUUUGUUUGCUAAAUCAAACCUCUCCAGAGUCAUCGGUGCAGUUAUUGAGAGGGAGGCAAAUGCAAUAUGAAGUAAAGAAAACAAAGUCAAAGAGAAAAGGUGAAGACAUGAGAAUAGAGUUAGAGGGGAAAGAGAUUGAGGAAGAGGAAGAGGAGGAUUAUUUUGUAACAGUAGUGCGUUUGACAGAAGAAAACCAAGAUGGAAAAGCAACUGCACUUCUAAAUUGGAGGCUAUUGGUUGUUGAAGUAUCGCCCGAAGAAGAUGCAGUGCUGAUGCUUCUCCUUUGCAUUUCAAUACUGAGAAGUGUAUCAGAAAUGAAGAAACAAGACGUGGGAGGGUUGUUGGUGAGAAGAAGAUUAAAGGAAGCAAGGUUUGGAAGUAGAGAUUGGGGUUCUGUGAUACUUCAUCCAUGUUCAUGGUCCUCAUCCAUUGAUUCAACUUAUCUUCAACCUUGGCAUUGGCAUGCUGGGGUUGUCAUGAAAUCUGAUGCAGUAGAUCAGCUAAAGAGGUAUCCAACGUUACGUCAGUCACCAGUGGAAGGUACUGACAUGUUGUACAAACAAAGCAUUCUAAGUUAAUCCUGUCUUCAAUUCUAGCAAAUACUAUCUAUUACUAUCAUUGUUUCCAAAAUUUUAGCUUGCUUCAAGUUCACAUUUUUAUUGGAAUUCAAAACCCUGAGCCCCAAAAAUUUGUUGGAGGAUAACAAUUUAUAUAAAUAUUGUAAAACCAGUUCAAUAAAUUGGUUUGUUUGUGGCUUGUGAGUA